AUGUCUCUCAAAAUUAUCCCCCCCUCUGGUUUUUUCACAAAUCGCACCCUGCAUUUAUUCGUAUGUACCUUUCUGGCAAGCCACACCUUGUCAACAUAGGCUGCUGGAAGGAAGGCUGCACUGCUCAACGUCGCAAAAAAAAGGCAAUACAUGAUGAUGGAAGCUAUUGUUUAGGUGACCUGCAUGAGGGCAACAAAAGGUGUGUAACACUCGGGCAGAGCUCAGCUAAACCAUGCACAUUUCAAUCCCCUCCAUCCUCGUGUCUCUCGGGGUGAAGUGUCUCCUGAACUGGGUGAUGGUGGUCUCCCAGAAAAAGGGGAACAUCUGCCGAGGCUUCAUGGGGGUCUUCGGCGUGUCCCUGGCGCUGGUCGACACCGUUCUGACCCUGUCCCUGACCGCCCUCCACUUCCAGGCUGACGGAGUUCUCUUGGGCGUGCGUCUCACCAGGCAUCACGUGUGCCUGCUGUCUCAACUCGCCGGACAGAUCUACGGCGUGUUGCAGUGGCCCGUGGUGGUCCUGGGCUUCCUGGAUUGUUAUGUGACGUUGAGUGGCCAGGGGACAUCCACCACCACCACCACCAUCACCGCCAGGCUCCACAGGGCGGCCCCUGUACCUGCAAGCACACUGCUGUGGUGCUCAGCCCUGAUUUACCUGUUUUUGCUGUCAGAUUUCUACCCGGCGUUGGGCGAAGAACACCCAUACCAACUGCUCCGAUGCUGGGUCUUCCUGUCGUCCCAGGUCCUUCAUGUCGGCACGGUGAUCGUCCUGGCGGUUGCCUGUGUGCUGGCAUACUUGCACAAAGAGCACAGGAGGAUUGUCAGACACUUUAAACCUCGGCUGCCGUCGCCCGGAGAGCCUCUGACGGAGAGGGACCGCGGAGCUCUGUCCAGGAGGGAUGUUGUUCAGCAAGCCUUGACGACACUUCUUGACACGUGGACUUGGUUCCUGGUGGGGCUGGCGGCUCUUUUGCUGCUGCUGCCGGUUGGAAUACCGGGGUACCUGAGUCUGAAUGUACCCUGGCUCUGUUUCCUGAACAGUGUUUUGACAGCAGUGGUUCUAAGCGCAAGCUGUCCAGCCUCCAGGCUAACACGAGGCCUGGCCGCAUUUCCGCUGGACAGCUUCUGUGACUGGAGACUUGGUUUUGCUACGGGGACAAAUGGAACAUAGCGACCAUGCAGCAUCACAAAGGGGAAGCACAGACCGGCAAACCUCAAAGCUGCAUAGAAGGCAGCAAAGGGGGGGGUGGGAACUGACACACCUAAUAAAAGUGUUAAUGGUCUUAUGGACACAUAACAUUUUUUAGAUGAUAUGUUACUCUUGCUUUUGUAUUUUUCCUUGACUACAGGAAUGUACCUUUUGGCUUUAUACUAUUUUGGUCGAGUCAAAGUGCCUUAUAAGGACAUUCAGAGGGAGACAUAGCUGAAGGCCGGAUGUGGUUGUUGCAUCAGACUGUUGACUGGAAACUUGAUAUUUCUCUCUCGCUCUAUAUAUAUAUAUAUUUGUUCUAUAUGACAUAUAUAUAUAUAUAUAUAUAUAG
Gadus morhua (Atlantic cod) is the source of this 1538-nucleotide messenger RNA. It is a transcript of the gene gpr160, whose product is annotated as G protein-coupled receptor 160. The coding region runs from base 233 to 1168 and encodes 311 amino acids. Lineage: Eukaryota; Metazoa; Chordata; Actinopteri; Gadiformes; Gadidae. The record is from RefSeq and is a predicted model, not a curated record. Gene Ontology annotation, cellular component: signaling receptor complex; plasma membrane. The transcript has 2 exons.